UCUUGCCUUUUUCUCAUUUAUGUUGAGAAAGAAACCAACUUAAAUCAUAAAUGAUUCUAACCACCAACACUACCAUAUUGUUUCAUUCAUUUAUUCAACAACUGAUAUCCAUAGACUCGGUAGCAUAACGCAUACAUAUAAUUAAUCGUAAGUGCCAAUCCCUGUAAAUGGCCUUCAACAACCAUCCCCCACACACCAUCUUGUUUCAUUCAGCUAAUGAACAAGGGAUGGCAUUAGAAUCAUAGACCUGCAUGUCAAUCCUUUCACGUGCGGCUGACCUCAUUCUUGAGAAGAAAGAUGUGAGAAUGGAAAAUUUACGUGUAUAUAAAGACUGAAUUGGGAGAUUCAUGUUAUGAAGCAAAGAGCUCUCUCCAAGUGAUCAAAAAGAAAGGAAAAAAAAUAAUGGAGAUUGAGAUCAUAUCAAGAGAGUGCAUCAAACCUUCUUCUCCAACACCUCAUCACCUUAGAACCCACAAGAUCUCUCUGGUUGAUCAAUUCGGCACUCCCAUGUUUGUUUCCACAAUCAACUUUUAUCUCCCAAACCAGGUUGCUGGCUCCGUCUCCAAGAGAUCACAAGUGCUGAAACAAUCUCUAUCAAAGACACUGACUCUGUAUUAUCCCGUCGCUGGAAAGAUCAUCGACACUCUCUCCAUUGAUUGCAACGACGAGGGAGUUUCUUAUAUGGUGGCACGAGUAAACUGCAAUUUACGUGAUUAUCUCAGGAAACCUGAUCUCUCAAAACUCCCUAAAUUUGUGCCAGGAGAGAUCAUUGCUAGUGAAAUGACUCUAGGUGCUCAUGUUGCUAUGAUACAAGAAACUGUCUUUGCUUGUGGUGGCUUUUCCAUAGGCCUUGUUAUUCCACACCACUUUUUUGAUGGAAAUUCUACAAUAGUAUUUCUGAAAAAUUGGGCUACCAUUGCUCGACAAGAAGCACCUCAAGCUCCUGAUUUCAGCUCCUCGUAUAUGUUUCCUCAAAACACUUCCUUCCCACAAGAUCCAAUUAGCUCGACUGUAGGAAGGCUAGUCUUUGGUCAAGAGGGUACAUUUGUUUUAAGGAGGUUUGUGUUCGAAGGAUUAGCCGUAAGCAAUCUUAAGGCCAAAGCAACAAGAUCAGGUGUGCCCAACCCGACGCGUGUAGAGGUCGUGGUUGCACUCCUCUUGAAAUGCAUCAUGUCUGCAUUGAGCGCAAAAUCACCUCCCCGGAAGUCAGCUUUGAUAUCAACUACAGUGAACUUGCGACGAAGGGUUGUGCCACCAUUCCCAGAAACAACUGUGGGAAAUUUAGUUCUGCUAACACCGAUACUAGCAAACAGUGAAGAAACAGAUUCACGUAGUUUUUUGCACCUGAUGAGUGAAAGCAUAUCACCAAUCAAUGGUGAGUUUUUGAAGAGCCUUCAAGGUGAUCAAGGAUUGCAGCGGCUUAGUGAAUACGUGGAAGAGCUUCGUGAAUCGUUUCGGAAAGCUUCAUCCGAUGGAGCAGAAACAAUCGUGUUCAAUAGCUGGUGUAACUCAGGCAUUUACAAUGCUGAUUUUGGUUGGGGGAAGCCUAUAUGGUUUCCAGCUGUUGCUUCUGCCCUACCACUUCGUGGAUCGGUGAUUCAGCUCACGGAUACAAGAAUGAGUAAUGGAAUAGAAGCAUGGGUGUCAUUGGACGAAGAAAUCAUGUCUAUGGUAGAGCACGACGAGGAACUCCUCUCAAUAGCCUCAGUGGAUCCAAGUCCUCUUGAAAUUGAUUCACUCAAGUCAAAGCUUUAGACCAUGCUUAUGUAACUGCUGUUGUUCUUGUUUGUCUUUAUCUGUUUCAAUUCCAAGUCCUCUGCACAUUGAUGCAUUUUGUAAUAAAAAGAAAUAUAUCCAAUCUGAUACAAGACACCAGUACCUGAUUGUUCCAAUUUCUUCA
Molecule: messenger RNA, 1900 nt
Organism: Tripterygium wilfordii
Lineage: Eukaryota; Viridiplantae; Streptophyta; Magnoliopsida; Celastrales; Celastraceae
Product: stemmadenine O-acetyltransferase-like
Exons: 1
Coding region: 403-1755 (450 amino acids)
Source: RefSeq, a predicted model, not a curated record